UGAAAAUGUUGCUCUGCAGAAGCCCGUGUACGCGAAUGCCAAAUGGGCAAACUGUUUGGUUGACGGUAACUUUGGCAGCACCAUCAGCCCAUACCAGGACCAGAUGCCAUACUUCUAUGUCGAUCUACUGGAUGAUUAUAAUUUGUCAUCGAUCCGGGUACACGCACAAAAUCAAUGGUCAUUCUAUGAUCAAGGUUUACACAUACCCUUCUCUGUCUACACGUGGGACAAGUUUGUGACAGGCUGUGAUUGCGAGCAACAAUACCCAUGGCAUAUUGCAAAGAAGAACCUUACAUACACGAGAAAAGGAGAGGAGAUCGUCAUCCAGGGCCCAAUACAAGCUCGCUAUAUUAUAAUUAUGCCGGACAAGGACAACUUCCUAGAAUCCACGCAGGGACUAGUGAUGGGAGAACUGAGAGCAUUCGGUGUCAAGGUCAGGAACGGUUACAUCCCAAUGACAUAUGAGGACGGACCUGAGGUCACUAACCUGCAUACAGAAACUCGUCAACGUCUGCUCACAGGACAAAAGCAAUUGCGUGUUGAGCAGGCUUACGGCGAAUACCUGCUGAACAAUGAAUACAACGAUGUCGCCCUGGGUUGGCAUCACAACCGAAUCAACACAAUGGCGGUGGUGCGCGACAACGCUCGUGCUAUCCUCAUGACUGGAACCCAAGGAAUGGAUCUGUUAGUGUCGUCGCCGGACUACUCAGCAUUGCGGGGCAAUGUCCGUUCGUGGCUCAGUCCAAACUAUCCAAAUGCAUCGUUUGUAAAAGUGACGGAGGAAGCCAAAUACGGAGACAUUCUACUGGUCACACGCCACGACAAAUUCGACGUAAAUUCCACAUAUGACAGACUUGCAUCCGGCAAUCAUUCUGUGGUGAUAGGUUACAUGGGUAAUACGCAGUUCUCGAACGAUGAUGCUACGGAACUGAUGGCAAAACUCAAGGUCAAAUACUUAAUACAUGACGGUUAUUACAUGCCCAGAGACAUACCGCUGCCGGAAAAAAUUGAAUCCGCCGAUUUUAUUCCGAAAGAAUAUGACCUCAAAUUGGGAACAGAAAGCUGGUGGUAUUUCAGAACAAAGGAUCUUACAACCGGGAUGUCAUGGAACGAAGCGAAAAAACCGGGGACACAAAAUGCACUCAGGGCACUCAUUGCUAAGUAUCGGUCAUAUUUUGCAGAUCGCCCAAUCUGCGAUAGAAACCCGUACACCAGAACUCCGGAACUAGAUCGAGCAUUCGAAAACUGGAACAGGCUACUGAGUUAUCAAGUUGGGUCCCGAAUUGAACCGAUCGGUGGUUCCCUACGUACGCCCGGUGAUGUGCAUUCGAGCGAGAAUGCCACUUGCUACUCGGUCACAUUCAAUGUAAGUGUACGCGGCAGUUUUUACCCGAUGGGUGCCUACGCCAGACCCGGAUACGCAUUCCAGUAUAAAGUACUAAACACCUCCAACCCGAGUCUAAAGGGUUAUCGUCUCCGAAUCAACCCUCAAACUGAUACUGUAAGACGUCCGGUGCUCACGCGCUGGUUCGCAAUUACCACUUCUACUGACAUGGAAAUGAAGGGUGAGUUCGCUUCUGCAUUCGGGGGUCCGAUAGUGGUCGAGAUUCCUGAAGCUGCAACUAUUACUAUCCAAUUCAAGAACGUCUACCGCUACCCGUGGUUUGAUAUUCGAAAUCCGGAGUCAAGGAACAAUUGGGAUGUUGAGCGUCGUAAACAUCAUGGUGUUCCCUAUUUGAUGCUAGUUGGUAACAACAUGAUCAGCAUGAUUGCCACUUCCAUGGCGACAAGCGUUGCAGGUGCGGAUGUCAUUUUCUGCGUCAAUCACUAUGACAAUGUGGUCAAGCUCAUGCACAAUUACCGUGGUACAGACUAUGCAACCGAUCGGCUGCAGGUAUUUGUGACCGAUGAACAAAUCUCGGCUGGCGAUGGUCAUUCAGGGUACCCGUGGAUGGCUUAUAGGUACUGGGGAUCCGGAUUUCUUUCGAGGUCAAGCAUAGAAGAAGGUUCAACCAUUGGAAUUCCACACGAGAUCGGUCACAAUCUGCAAGUCAAUCGGAUCACGUUUAAAGAUGGCGGUGAAGUGACUAAUAACCUAUACAUUCCAGUGUUGUACAAGUAUCUGGUUGGGCUUAAUGCCUACGCCAAGGGAUUCCGUCCAGGCUGGACUGAAGGGGACGAGAAAGACUUGAUAUCCACAUGGCGUGGCAACGAGUACAGAGGCGUCCAAGUGAGUUACUACAAUUACUACCACAGAUAUUUCACCGCAGCCUUAGUGAGCAACGUGAUGGGUAAUGCCGUCCAUUCGAAUGAAAACUUCGACACUGAGGAGCGGAAAGUUAGCUUUUGGUUGAGACAUAUGUGCAACGAGUCUGGAUACGAUCUGGUUCCAUUCAAUCGUCUGUGGAAGCUCCCAAUCACCAACGAAACAGCGCAGUUUUGUGCUCAAUUUCCAUGCUUCUUCCCUGACGAUGUGCUUACACAACAAGUGCCGGAUUUGGUUGAAAAACUACUGAAUGAAUAUGGAAAAAAAUGCUUUCGUGGAAAACCAAAAGAGGUGAAAUUCAAACGUGAUAUACUGCGUGGUGUCAACGUGUUGGAUCCGCAAAUGAUUUUUCUGCAUGAGAAUAGCUGUGCCUCAUAA
Messenger RNA from Dicrocoelium dendriticum, 2644 nucleotides. The record is from the annotation of a GenBank genome assembly. Lineage: Eukaryota; Metazoa; Platyhelminthes; Trematoda; Plagiorchiida; Dicrocoeliidae.